AAAAUAACAGCCAAACUGAAGUUUGCCUUGUUAGCGCACUCUUCUACACUUCCGCCGCAUACUAGCAACUUAUCAGCAUGAAGUUUACCGCUACAUUUGCUCUUUUCAUCUGCACCUUGAUCGGGAUCGCCACCUCUGUCGUGCCGAUUCCUCAAGUUGAAGAGCUGCUUGUACGCGACGGCGAUGUGGGUUUACCCGAACACCCCGGCGGCAGUUUCUACCAGACUAUAGAAGGUCAGAUUAUCCAUCCGAGCAUCCAUCGGCGAUGUUCAAGCAGCCCACUUGGCGUCACGACUCGAUGUUACCCGUUGAAAGUGGCCCAGCGGGGUUGGGUUGUGUGGCUUCUGCUUUGGGGGUUUGUACUUCGCUGUUCAUGUGCAAUCUCGUUGCUAUUCGCCCGGGAUAAACAGAUAAUUGCCCAUAGCCU
Messenger RNA from Fomitopsis serialis, 427 nucleotides. RefSeq lists its product as uncharacterized. Lineage: Eukaryota; Fungi; Basidiomycota; Agaricomycetes; Polyporales; Fomitopsidaceae. The annotation marks the transcript as partial. The transcript has 3 exons. The record is from RefSeq and is a predicted model, not a curated record.